Penaeus indicus is the source of this 2163-nucleotide messenger RNA. RefSeq lists its product as uncharacterized. NCBI's taxonomy places the organism in Eukaryota, Metazoa, Arthropoda, Malacostraca, Decapoda, Penaeidae. The transcript has a single exon. The coding region runs from base 814 to 1836 and encodes 340 amino acids. The record is from RefSeq and is a predicted model, not a curated record.
AGCGUGUCUAAAAUUAGCCCCUUGACAGUGUAGCAUUUUCCUGUCACGCUCAAUGUCUGUUAUAACAAAGUUCAUAUUGUGCAGUUGAGCUUUAUUCAUUUUUCCUUUUUUGCACUCCUUCUCUUUUUCAACGAUAAUAAAAAAGAAAUUGGUUAAUCUCCAUAGAAGUGGAAUCCCCCAUAUGCAAUCGUACCUUACCACCUUGCGAGGCAUGUCUAUAAACCUCAAGAAAGGAAUCUCAGCUCGAUGAAUUCGACCUGACGAAGCAAAGAACACCUCUGAGAUUUCUGGUGUUAUUUUAGGGCCACGCCCACGUGCCUGGUAAGAGCUUCGUGCUUGCAGGACGCCCAAAGCAAAGGAACAAACGCCCAAGAACUGCUUCGUGCCGAGCCCUCUCGCGGAUCGGCUAGAAGGACGUCGGCGGCGAGCGCAUACUUAUCGCAUUGUUGUCUCCCUGAGUCAGCGGUUGGCAGCGGCGCCCCAGGCACUUUUAGUAACGGGCGACGAGGGCGAGCGAGGGCGCGGCGCGGUGGCGCGGCGCAGACUAGCCCUUCUCCACCUCCUUUGCCGCGCGCGGGUUGCCGGCUGACUUGGCUCGGCUUGCCUUCGCUCGCCGUCUGGCUCGCCUCCGACGUGGCAGUCAGUCUUGCUGUGGCGCUGUGCGGUGCGGGUGUCCAGAGCUGCGCUCGUGAGAUCGGUCUCUAGAAGGUAGUAGCGCCUGAGUGGCACAGUGCGGGUCGGCGCAGCUUCUGAACCCCGCGUCUCUCUUGCAGCUCCGUCGGCGCCGCCGUCGUGCGUUGGUGUCACGACACAAUGGAAAAUUACCGGAAGCCCACCGUCAACCGCUACUGGAAGCGGCCAAAGCCCAAGGUGUACGAGUGCAAUGUGCGCGACGCCGAGCGCUUGUACCAGCAGUCGUACCAAGACUACCUGAAGGAGAAGGAGUUCCGCGCCGGGCGCGCCACGUCGCUGGGUCUCGAGCCCACCUUCUACUCGCACCUGGUGGCCGGCCCCAUCCGGAGGGAGACCUCCAAGCCGCCGCCGGCGCCGCCCUCCUACAAGGCCCAGGAGGCCAGGGAGUCGUCAGCGGAGGCUGUCACCAAGCUGAGCUCACACGAGGUCGUGUCCUCGUACGACCCCGCAAAGGAGGCGGCGAGCCUGGAGGAGCGCCUGGCGCGCAUCAAGCGGCUGCGCGAGGAGCUGGGUCUGCCCGGCGAGACGCAGACGGGGUCGUCAAGGGUGACCACCUCGCUCUCGCGCGAGACCCGCGGCGGCGCCUCCGAGUACGAGAGCUCGUACAAGGCUGACAAAUCUUCGCGCGCCAACGGCGACGACUCGUACAGCUUCAAGUCGGAGCGGACGUCCAACUACUCGCGCCCCGGCGCCGACGACUCGUACAGCUUCAAGUCGGAGCGCUCGAGUAACUACUCGCGACCGGGCAUUGGCGAGGAGUCCUCGUACAGCCUCAAGAGUGAGAGGAGCUCCCGCGCCGGCGCUGCCAACGGCCUCUCAAGCGACGACUACUCCUUCAAGUCGGAGCGCAAGGCGACCGAAUACAAGUCGUCGCCGAAGGUCGAGCGCAAGCAGCUGGACUUCGACCUGGGCUCCAAGUUCGACCGCAAGGGCCUCGACAUGUCGCCCAAGCUGGACCGCAAGAGCGACGACUACUCGUUCAAGUCGUCGGCCGCCUCAUCCAGCUCGUCCCGCGCCCGCAAGAACGUGGUCGAGAAGCUGGACUUCGACGACGACGAUGUCGACGUCAUGAGCAUGAUGAAGAAGAUGCCCUCGUCGCAGGAGAUCCUCGACCGCAUCAGCAAAAUGGACCUGGACGACUGACUAGACUCCCUGGCGCUGCAAGGGCGCGCGGUUGACUCGCCGGGCCGAGCGAGGAGCAAGGCGCAGUCGGACGAGUGACGGGGCCGCGGAGGGCAAAGGUCGAGGAACAGCAACGUUGCGAAUUCCCUGAGGAGAAAGAACAGUAAACUUGCGAAUUGUCUUAAGAGGACGAACUUCAUUGCGAAUCCGUUGACAGGAAAGAUCAGUCAGCUUGAUUAUGAUCAUCGCCCAAUUGAUUGCAGUGUGAUGACGUCACGAUUCCCCUUUAUAUUAUAAUUGUGAUUUUUUAUGGAUUAAGGCUCAAAGGUUAUCAUUACAACGGUUUUU